Messenger RNA from Danaus chrysippus (African queen), 588 nucleotides. The record is from the annotation of a GenBank genome assembly. NCBI's taxonomy places the organism in Eukaryota, Metazoa, Arthropoda, Insecta, Lepidoptera, Nymphalidae.
AUGUUUCCGUCGUGCAUGUCUCUGCUGCCGCGGAGGGCGGAGCCCCGGCCUCCUAGGCCCGGUCAGGCCGCCGUUGUACUCAAUGUAUACGAUAUGUAUUGGACGAAUUGGUACACAGCGGGUGCGGGUGUAGGCGUUUUCCACAGCGGUGUACAAGUUCACGGCUCGGAAUGGGCCUACGGUGGACAUCCGUAUGCAUUCACCGGUGUCUUCGAAAUAACACCAAGAGACGAAAGGGAGUUAGGAGAACAGUUCCGCUUCAGGCAAAGCGUUCACAUAGGAUACACAGAUUUCAGUGAAGAAGAGGUGAGGCGACUUGUUAAUGAAUUAGGCAAGCAGUUCCGGGGGGAUAGAUAUCAUCUCAUGAACAAUAAUUGUAAUCAUUUCACGUCAGCGUUCUGUUUGGCGCUUUGUUCCCGCGAUAUUCCGUCAUGGGUCAAUCGUCUCGCCUACGUUAGCUCGUGCGUGCCAUUCUUACAGCGGUGUUUACCAAAAGAGUGGCUAACCCCGGCCGCCCUUCAACACUCGCUGGCCGCUCACUCGCGGUCUUCAUCACCCGCUACACCUGACUCGCAGGCGUCACAAUAG